GGUUUGUUUCGGAGGCAGUGGAUGAAUGCCAGCCGGCAAAGGUGCACGUUGUGAGCGGCACCCAGGAAGAAAUUGCGGACAUCUUUGCUGGGCUGGAGAGAGACGGCAUGGUGAAGCGCCUUCCCAAGUACCAGAACUGUUUCCCUCUUUCCACCGCCUGCUCUUUCGGCCUCGCCUGGGUCGCUCUCCGUCCAUCCCGUCCAGACUUCAGUGUGUGGCCUUCUGUGCACCCUAACUGGAAAGACCAGGAUAACUUGUUAUGCUGUCAAGUUGAUCGAAAAUCUGCAAAAAGAGGACCUCUAGUGGUCAGGAUGGAGCUGGUUAGCACGCACAGACCCUAAGGACGUGGCACGUGUGGAGAGUAAGACCGUGAUCGUGACGAGGCAGCAAAGGGACACUAUGCCCGUUCCUGCCGCUGGAGUGAAGAGCCAGCUGGGCAGCUGGAUGAGUGAGAGCGACUUCCAGAAGGCCAGGAAGGACCGCUUUCCCGGCUCCAUGAAAGGCCGGAAGAUGUACGUGAUCCCGUUCAGCAUGGGUCCGGUGGGCUCUUCGCUGGCCAAGUUCGGCGUGCAGGUGACAGACUCGCCCUAUGUGGUGGCCAGCAUGGGAAUCAUGACGCGCAUGGGCUCCGCGGUGAUGGAGAAGCUCGCCCAGGGGGCCGAGUUUGUCCGCUGUCAGCACUCCCUGGGAAGGCCCCUACCUCUCAAAGCUCCAUUGAUUAGCUCCUGGGCCUGUAAUCCCGAGAAGGUGCUGAUUUCCCACCUGCCAGACACCAGGCAGAUCCUCUCCUUCGGCAGCGGCUACGGAGGAAACUCGUUGUUGGGAAAGAAGUGCUUUGCCCUGAGGAUAGCCUCGCGCAUCGCCAAGGACGAGGGCUGGCUGGCCGAGCACAUGCUGAUUCUAGGAAUCACCAACCCUCAGGGAGUGAAACGUUAUGUGGCAGCGGCCUUUCCCAGUGCCUGCGGGAAGACGAACCUGGCCAUGAUGAAGCCGGCCCUGCCUGGCUGGAAGGUGGAAUGUGUGGGAGAUGACAUCGCCUGGAUGAAGUUCGACAGCCAGGGGAAACUCAGGGCCAUCAAUCCGGAGAACGGCUUUUUUGGUGUGGCUCCUGGCACUUCGAUGAAGACCAACCCAUAUGCCAUGGAAACCAUCUCCAAAAACACUGUGUUCACCAAUGUUGGGGAGACCAGCGAUGGUGGGGUGUGGUGGGAGGGUUUGGACUCCCCACCCCCGGGGGUCUCACUGACCGACUGGCACGGCAAAGCAUGGAAGCUAGGAAACCCCACUCCUUGUGCGCACCCCAACUCCAGGUUUUGUGCCCCAGCCGCACAGUGUCCCAUCAUCGACCCAAAGUGGGAGAGUGAGGAAGGGGUUCCCAUCGACGCCAUCAUCUUUGGCGGAAGGCGACCAGAGGGAGUUCCACUGGUUUAUGAAUCCUACAGCUGGCGCCAUGGUGUGUUUGUUGGGGCCUCCAUGAGGUCUGAGUCCACUGCUGCUGCUGAGCACAAAGGCAAGGUCAUCAUGCACGAUCCCUUCGCCAUGCGGCCUUUCUUUGGCUACAACUUUGGGGACUAUCUGGCCCACUGGCUCAGCAUGGAGACUCGGCCGAAGCCUCUCCAUCUCCCCAAGAUAUUCCAUGUCAACUGGUUCCGAAAGGAUCCCACAAAUGGGUCGUUCCUCUGGCCCGGCUUCGGCGAGAAUGCCCGGGUCCUCGAGUGGAUCUUCAGGCGCUGUGGUAGGGAGAGGGAGGACGACGCGGCCGAGAGGAGCAUCGUGGGCUGGCUGCCCCAGAAGGGCGCCAUUGACCUGAAGGGUCUGAGCAAUGUGGAUAUGGAUGCCCUGUUAAGCCUGCCAAAGGCCUUCUGGGAAAAUGAAGUGCAGGAACUCCAAACGUAUUUUAGUCAACAAGUGGGGUCCGACCUUCCCCCACAGAUAUGGGAGGAGCUAAAGUCCCUGAAGGAGCGGGUGAGAAAAUAAUGGCAGGUGCAAUGGAUCAAGAGAAGGAGUGCAGAUAAAGACGUGUUUCUGAAUGAUAAAACCUGAAGUUUUAAUAAGAAGGAAUGGGGUUGGUGACAUAUCAAGCUGUGCAGUAUUUAAAGUUUUAUGUGGGACACUGAAGUGUGGAAAAAAUAAAAUAGAAAAUCACUAUGUAUUUCAAUAUAUUCACAUAUAAUGAGUAUAAGGACGUGGUUGCUUGAAUUGUUUACAAAUUUAAGUUUUAAUUAUAUAUAUAUAUAUAUAUAUAAUAUAAAUUUGUUUUUGGAAAACUAGAAUGAGAAACCAGUGGUAAUACGUUUUAACUGGAUGUGAUGGUGGAGAAGACUUUUUGUAUGUUGAACGAAUAAAAAUAUUGAAAUGUG
Messenger RNA from Paramormyrops kingsleyae, 2360 nucleotides. RefSeq names its product phosphoenolpyruvate carboxykinase 2 (mitochondrial) (gene pck2). Gene Ontology annotation, biological process: cellular response to dexamethasone stimulus; cellular response to insulin stimulus; propionate catabolic process. Gene Ontology annotation, cellular component: cytosol. Gene Ontology annotation, molecular function: manganese ion binding; GTP binding; phosphoenolpyruvate carboxykinase (GTP) activity. The record is from RefSeq and is a predicted model, not a curated record. NCBI's taxonomy places the organism in Eukaryota, Metazoa, Chordata, Actinopteri, Osteoglossiformes, Mormyridae.